UUGUUUUGCCAAUAUGGCGCCUCUUGUGUUUUGAGAUGACAACAUCGCAGUUUGUGCCCUAAUUGUCAUUAAAAUGUGUAAUUAUCGAUAUUAAUUAACUACCUCAUACGUUCAAAGAGAAUCGGUUAUACUAAUGAAAUUCUAAAAUAUAUUAGUCAAGUGUUUUUACUGCGAAUACUUUUACAAGUGCGUCUGUGGGAAAAGUACUAAGCUCCCGUAAAAAUGGCGGGUGUGUUAUCGUUCUGGGUUGUGUUUUCAUUCCAAUCGGAGAAACUCUAGAAAUUGUUCUCAAGGUGUCCUGAAGUGCAAAGCAAGGUUGUGUUCAACGUGCAGUACGUUUUCGACGUCGGCAUGUGUUAUUUGAUAAUUUGACAUUAGAAGACGUGAUUGAUCUGGUAAAGACGGUGCAGGUGUCAUCAGUUUUGAUGAAAUUAUUACCAUGUCGCGUUGGGGCAGAGGCCGAGCUGGCAGUGUGGCCGUGCCACUGGACAGUGCCCUAUUUAGAGAAAACAGUAAUUGCCCUUCCGCAGCCCGUUCGGCAGGUACCGUGGGCAAGUGGGGAAUCACAAGUUUUACUUCGAUCAGGAGUGCGCCAUACGCUUUUGCCAAUAAUGUUGUUAAAAAACCAGUCCAAGAUCAGAACAGUCCGCUGACAGUGCCUGCAGUUGAAACUGAACAGGCACCACCUAAGCCUAAAAAAUUCUUUAAGUCCCGUAAUUCUGAGCCAUUUCCACCAGUACCACAGAUAACAUAUGCUCCACCAGUACCAGCAGCUCCUCUUUCACCAGAACAUCCAUCAAAUAGCAGAGACAAAAAAUCAACAAAAAGAAGUAGAGCUUACACUCGAGAUUCAUCUUCUCCAGAGCUGCCUAGACGUAGUACUGAAAAAUCUAAAUCUAAAAAGACUUUGGCCACAAAGGCCUCUAGAAAAGAAGAGGUACCUGCACCAAAUACUCAACCACCUAAUAAGCGAUAUUUGGUUCGCAACCGGGAUAAGGUUAUCAAUUAUGCUGAAGAUGGCAGCAACAGCCCAAUUCCAGAUUUCAGUCAUUUUGAGCCACCUGUGAAAAUUACAUCUCCUAAGGUUGCUUCACCUAAAGUUUCAUCACCAAAAGCUAGCCCAGUAAUAUCAAGCCCCACUCCUGGACCAAUUAAAAGUGGUGUAGUGAGUCCUUCAACCAGCAAAGAUACAAGUGAAGAAAGAAAACCACCACCAAUUGUCCUGAGGAUAUCUAAAGGCACAUCUAGAAUUGUUAGUACAGAUUCUAAUGAAGGAUUUACUUCACCAAGUUCUGAUAGGCAUUCCUCCCUUGAUACACAUUCUGAUAUUGGAUCGGACAACAAGAAAAGUCCUUCAGUAGAAACAAUUUGUUCUCCAAAACAUGAAGGUCUCAAAAUCACAAUAAAAUGUGCUGGUCUAAAUCAAGAAAUAAAAAAGGAUAAGAAAAGUAAAAAAGAACAUAAAUCUCAUAAGCGCCAUUAUAAAGCUAUUGAAGAUGAGCCUUUAAAGAAGGCAGCUUCACCUACACCAGGAUCUGAUGCAUAUGAUCUCUAUAAGACUUUGGCGUCACCGGCUCAUGAUAAUGGGAAAGAAUCUAUAGUAGAGGAUGACAUUGAAAGUCAAUUGGCUAAAUUGGAUUCUGCUGGUCCAGUAUCCAAGUCUCCAAGGCUAGAAGUGCAGCCUAAGGAACUCCCACCAGAGCCAAAGCCACCUGAAAGAUCUACAGGAAGAUCACGGAGAAAUAGGCCCAAUAUAAAUUACAGUGAAAAUGAUGAUUAUUUAGAUGCCAUAACAUCUAAUUAUUCUAAACAAGGAACAAAAACAGUGAGUGAUAUCAAAAGAGAAGGUAGGAAAGUGAAGAAAAAACAAGAUUCUGUUGAGACCACUACUUUAGCAUCACAAGAGGAGAUUGUAGGAAAUGUUGAGGAAUCUGAUGGUAACAAAAAUAAUGACUUAAUUGAUAUAUUAUCUGGUGGCAAUGAUGGAAAAGCAAGUGAUUCUACAAAAGUUAAAAGCAAGAAAAGAAAUAAACAGAGCAAACCUUCAAGUCCUGAAUAUAAUUCUGAUGUUCAGGACAAUAUUCAUCAAGAAAAGAAAGACACAGCUGAACCUGAAUUACCUCAAGAGGAGCAUGAUACAGGUGAAUCUACUCCAACACUUAGUGUAGAUGAGAAUCAAAUUUAUUCACAGCCUACUCAAUCAUCUGAUUCUGCGUACAAUAGCUGUCCUAACGAGACUUCAGAAGAAGACAGUCAAAAGAUGCAAAAUGAUGAAAUUUUCAAAUCUCCUCAUGGUGUGUCAGAGCCAGAGGAGCAAAUAGAUGACAAACCCAGUGUAAAACUGGUGAUUACAAAGAAGAAAGGUUCUAUCUUCAAGAGUAAAUCUCUGGUCAAUGAUAAUCCCUCUCCACUGCCAGCAAGGAAAAGACGACAUCUCUAUAGACAUGAAUGGGAUAAAGGAAAUGAGACUCCGAGACCUGAGACGACAGAAACCCCUGAACUGAAAAAUCCUGUUGCUCCGGUGUCUGAAGAACUCACUAGAGUCACGCGGUAUAGAGCUCCGGAUCCUAUUGUCGAUCCUAUUGAUGACACUGAAACGGUUAAGCCUUACACUAGUGUCAGAUGCGCAAAGGAAGCUAAAGAGUAUUAUACUGUGGUGAGAAAUGUCAAGAAGGCCCAUCAGAUACAGGAAAUUGGAGAGUUCCAGGAAUUGAAUGAUGAUGUUGAAUAUAUUUUGGAUGCAUUACAGGACAACAACCCGAUGUCGACGCGGUGCCUGUCGGCGAUCACGCUGGCCAGCAAAUGCACUGCGCCGGCGUUCCGCAUGCACCUGCGCGCGCACGGCAUCGUGCAGAAGUUCUUCAGGGCGUUGCACGACGCUACCAACGAUCAGAGUUUGGGUCUCUGCACUGCCACAGUGAUGUUUGUAUUGUCUCAAGAUCGGCUCAAUAUGGAUGUCGACAGGGAUUCGCUGGAACUCAUGCUGAAUCUACUUGAAUCUGAUGUGUCACAUAAAAAUGCGUUGGAUGACUGCGGGCUCACUUCAGUCCAACUGGCGAAAACUCAAGAACGUGUCAGAGAACUUUGUGCAGAAAUCAAGAGCCAAGGGAAAGCUCAGCAUUUAGAUUUGGACAAUAUUACUGUCGGGCAUUUAGCUAUGGAAACUCUCCUUUCACUAACGUCGAAGCGCGCCGGCGAGUGGUUCAAAGAGGAGUUACGCGUGUUGGGAGGCGUGGAUCACAUCGUGCGCACUAUACAAGAAUGCGCGCGCAGGCUCGAGGCGCCCGCGUCCACCUGGACCAGCAGCGAUGUAGACGUGCUGCGGAAGGCCGACCGCUGCAUGCGGGUGCUCGAGAAUGUGACUCAACAAAACGAAGACAACCAAGAGUACCUGAUCAGCAGUUCGGUGAACGGUGCCGGCAUCCUGGCGUCGCUGCUGCGGCGGCUGGUGCUGGAGGCGGGCGCGUCGCCGCGACUGCGCGCGUCGCUGCUGGACGCCGCGCUGCCCGCCGUCACGGUGCUCGUCAACCUGACUCACGCCGCUAGCAGCACUGUGUCUCAAGGUGCUAUAGUAGUCGGCGCGCAGCCCCACGUCAUGGAGACCUGCCUCAUCGUGUUGAACAACCAAGGGAACUUCAUACCCGAUGACAGAAACUUCGAGUUCAGUGUUUGUGUGCUGCACCUAUUAAUAAAUCUGACUCAGAACAACGAAGCGAACACAGAACAGCUGCUGAACCUUCGCAUCCGCGUCGACAACGAAGACGAUAUCAUCUCCUCUCGCGUGUCCGCACUGGAUCUCAUUGUGGACCUGUUUUACAAACGCGAAGAGUUGGCUAGGCGGGCGGAGGAGAAUGCAGAUGCGCUGUUAGACGGAGAAAAAGACAAGCAUAAGGGGGAUAAGAAAAAGCAAUCUCAGGACGACAUUGAAGAAACUGUUCAGAAACUGCUGGCGCGCGCAGGCACGCACAUGGAGCACACGAUGGUGGGCGCGUACACGGCGCUGCUGGUGGGCGCGGCGUGCGGCGCGGGCGUGCGCGUCGCCGCGCUCGUGCGCGCGCGCGUGCCGCGCUUCGCGCCCAUGCUGCCCACGCUCUGGAAGUACUACAAGUUCCUCGCGCUCACCGCCAGCGGCGAAGCGACGAUAAUGCAGCAUGUGAAAUCGACGAAGAAGAUCAUAGACUUCAUGGAGGAGAGCGACGCAGAGCCGCAGCCGCAGCCGCAGCAGCAACAACAGCCGUACAGCUCGCCGUCCGACGUGCCGCAGGACAUGUCUCUGAGCGGCCUCAGCUACAGCGCCGCCUCCAUGGAGGUCGACGGCUACCACUGAAACACCGGGCUUCAGGUCCUUCCGUCUGGCGAGAUAUCGAUUCUGCCGUCGUGUGAAAAUAAACAGUCUGGCACACGAAAAUUAGUUAUGUGGUCAAAGUCCAUCACGAAAAUCUUAGAUGGAUUUACGCCCAGUUCGCUCCAGCGCUUGAGCUGGACUAUUUUGGAAAAAAUUGGGAAAAUACUGGGCUGUGUAUGUGUGUACUCGUUUCAUAUCAUAUCUAUACACGACUUGUGUAGAUGAGUGUAAGUAAAAUAUUUUCGAAAAUGUGUCAGAUGCGUCUGUUUUUCAUGUAACGGUAACAGUGUCAGCUUGAAUUGACAUGUAUUCGGGGUAAUUUAUUACGCACUUCUCAUUUCUUUUUUUAACGCGACUUUAGUCGUUAUAAAAUUAUUUGGACGGUAAAAUUCGCACUCUAGAGUUUUGUCAUCGAAUUAAGAGUUUUAAGAUUUGUUCAAAUGUCAUUAUAAAAAAAACUAAAUAAAGGCAACAAUUUCGUUUAAAGACGUUUUAUAUUGUUUUUUUUUUUAUAAUGACAUUUGAACAAAUCUUAAAACUUUUAAUUAGAUGAUAAAACUUUUUGACAAUACUAUGUUAAUAAAGACAAAACUGUAUAACCAAAAGUAUAUAACUUCACUUCACGUGUUCUUUUCGUUUUUAUUAGGAUUCAUAUUAAAUUAUAUAUAUAAUAGUCUAACAGAUUGUAAUACUUAUCUCCGAAUACUAUCGACAUCUCUCUCAAAUGGUCGGAUUAUAAAUGCGCGCGACCUUUAUGUAAGUGUAUUUAUUAAAUUAUGUUGCGAUAUUACCGAGAAGUUGGCUUAUGAUCAUAUCAAAAUAUGUGAAGUAAUGAAACUUGUGGUGUGUUGUCGAGUGAUUUAGGCAAUGUUAGUGACCUCACACAGGCCUUUUUAGAAAAAUUAAGUGUUAAUUUAUAUGUCUUGAUAUAAAUUUGGCUGCUAUUGUCGUUCCACGUCGCAGAAAGCAAUGAGUUGACUCUUUGUGAUAAGAUUUGUAAAUAUGAAAUCAAUUGUUCGAAUCCUUGUACAUUGUCAAUCCUGUUUAGUAAUAAUUUACAUGCCAUUUGUUAUAAUUGUCACAUCCACAUAACGAAUUCGUAUUCACCUGGUGAAGAUACUUUUACACAGCUUUAUUACCCCACCCCCUCUUUUUGUAUCAAUAACUCUUCCUUUCCAAAAAUAUUUUGUAAAUAUAACACAGACUGUUAAGGCAUAGUUAGUUGUGUUGAUCAUGGACAUGGGUUAUGAAUUCUUAAUUAAAUUGAGAUAUUCCGAGUUUAAGCCACUGAACUGGCAAUAUAAAAGUGCAAAAAUAGUUGUGUAAGUGUAUAAUAGAUAUGUAUUCUUUUAUGUCAAUAUUGUGUCUGCACUUUUUGUAUUAUACGACUCCGAGAGGGUUAAAAUUACUAAGAGUAUUGUUCUAAUGAGGCACAAUCUUUUAUUGUAAAUAAAAUUAGCUAGUAAACAAUAGUUUUGGUCGCCGUUGAGAGUUAAUUAGAGUGGGGUUUCUUUUAUUGGAUCGUAUGAGAUUGUACGCGCGUGUCCGGAAUCGCCUGUAUUCAUAAUGAAUGUCUAUCUUGGCGUCAGUUCGUUCCCGAAGACAAGGAAUACGCGCAGAUAAAUGUACAAAUUACUAACGACGUUAGUUGCUCGAAAACGAGAGAAUGAUAUAUGCUUAGUUAUAUAAUAUAGGACAAUCUAUGAUGUUGGAAUUUUAACCAAUAGAUAUAGGGCUAGACGGCAAAUGAUGGUUAGUUGUUUCAUUGUCACGUGUCUUAUUUUUCAUAGAUUUCUGUUCUUUACCCGACUGAUUGUCCGAUAAGAUACGAAUUUUAUUUUUUGAACCUUAAGAUUAUUUUUUUAAAAGGAAUUUAAAUGCUAAGGCACAUAAACUACUUAAUAUUGACAUUGUGCACUUUUAGAAGUUGUUAUUUUUUCUGUGAAUGUAAUUUAUUUUCACUGAUUUGGAAUAAUGAACUUGUUUCUUUUAGGCUCUCCGCUCACAGCACUGUUCUGUGUUUUAAAAUGUUUGCCACUUUUUAUUACAUAAUUCAGUGUUGAAAUGUUUGGGCAAAAACAUGAAAAUUAAUAAUUUUACAUACAAACCAAAGAACAAUAUCGGUAGAAUAUUUUUUUAUUCUGAUUUUUUAAAUUUCAUAAAAGUCGUAAAUUUUUUUAGUCAACAUAUUUUUAUAUAUUGAAAUACUGUUUAUAUCAAUCAGUCUUCUGUAAUUUUCAAUAUCACCUCAUGAUUUUUGACCUGAAUUUCCUUCAUCGAUAUGUAUUGCCAAAAUGCAACUAUGUACAUUGUGUUUAACUAAUUUCGAUACUGAAUUAUGAAUACGCUUAUGGAUUGGUCACAAAAUUAUGUACAAGCUUGGAUUUUUAAUGAAUUUGACUAGCCAAUAAUGAUGACAGAUAUUGCCCUUAUUUCGGACAUUUGUGGCAUUAUUUGUUCCUAUGUCAGCUACGUAUUUUCUAUUGUACUCGUGUAUUGAACGAAAGCAAUAUCGAUAUUAACAAUAUUGCAUUAUAUAAAUCAUCCAAUUUCUAGAUCAUUUGCUCUAACAGAAUCUUACAUUUUAUUCACUUUGUACUUAUCGAGAUAUCUUGUGGGCAUGUUUCCAAUACACGGAUAGAUUCGUCGCGAUUUCAACUAUUAGUGAAAACUUAUAGCUUGUUUAGAUUGAAAUGACGUUCGUCACAAUCACAAAUUGUAAGCAAUUUUUAUUUUAGUAUGGCGCCUAUCAUUUCAACUUAUACGAGCUAUAUUGUGUUUUUGAUAUUUUUAUACAGUGCUAAUACAAUAGAAAAUAACCUAUGACCUAUGUGACACGUUAUAACGCCGACAAUGAAGCUGGCGUUUCGAUGGUCACGUGUUUUUAACGUCAUUUCCGACAGCUUUAGUUAUUUUUUUAAGAUUCGGGUUUUAUUGAUAAACGCAGUUGUGAAUGAUAGUGAUUGCUCUUUUUUUGAGGUUUAUUUUUAUCUUACUGAUAGACCUUUCCUUGGUGUUCGUUGUAUAGAUCAUUCUUAUUGCCUAAAUUAUAUUACGUAAUUUAUUGACCCUAUGUAUGACUACGCGUAGCUCUAAAAUGCAUUUUGUUGUUGAAUUGCGUCAUUUUAUCACACCUGUGUUUUUGAAAAUAAUGUUGUUUUAGACUCGCGGAAGUUUGAUAUCUUGAGAAAUUAUAUUAUUGUAUAUGUACCGUGUAAUUAUGUUAUAAAGUAUUACGUGUAAUUAUUAAAAGAAGACGAUUUAAAUA
Molecule: messenger RNA, 7613 nt
Organism: Plodia interpunctella (Indianmeal moth)
Lineage: Eukaryota; Metazoa; Arthropoda; Insecta; Lepidoptera; Pyralidae
Gene: wapl
Product: protein wings apart-like
Exons: 14
Coding region: 440-4327 (1295 amino acids)
Source: RefSeq, a predicted model, not a curated record